This is a messenger RNA of Salvia splendens (bonfire salvia), 1644 nucleotides long. RefSeq lists its product as uncharacterized. NCBI's taxonomy places the organism in Eukaryota, Viridiplantae, Streptophyta, Magnoliopsida, Lamiales, Lamiaceae. Gene Ontology annotation, cellular component: cytosol. The record is from RefSeq and is a predicted model, not a curated record. The transcript has 7 exons. Gene Ontology annotation, biological process: GMP biosynthetic process. The coding region runs from base 139 to 1545 and encodes 468 amino acids. Gene Ontology annotation, molecular function: GMP synthase activity.
UAUUCAAAUGGAUUAGUAUAAAAAAUAGUCAUCUCCUUCACCACACCGGUGACUGCACAUCUUUACUGCUUCUGGCGACCGUCCCAAAGCAAAUCCAUUCCACCGCCGCGCUCGCCGCCGCCGCAAAACGGACCGGAAAUGAAAGCUCUAUACAGUUCAGAGUCAAUCCUAACUCCAAUUCCAUACUUCAAAAUCAAGCCAGGAAUUCGAAUUCCAAAAACUGCCGUACAGUUUCCCAUUGCAGCGGCGAAGCGUUGUUUCUCGAUCAAAGCUGUUCUCGAUGUAGUAUCCUUCGAUGAGCUAUCAGAAAUCCGGAAUCCAGCUAUUUCGACGUCGUAUAGGAAUCCGAAGCUACGGCGGCCGAAUCAGACUGUGUUGGACGCCCAGACGAAGGUCUGCACUUGUCCAACUCAAACUAAGCCUCUCAAUGCAGAGCAAGCCUUUAAGGUUCUAGAUACAAUUUUAAAAGCAGUUAAAGGAGAGCUCAAAGGUGAAGAGGAAGUAUCCAAAGCACAGCUUGGAGCGUUUUUCGCAGCAAUGACAAUCCUAGCAAAUGCCUUCCCUGAGCCAACUCAAUGGAGUGAUGGUGAGAGGACUGCAAUGACCUAUUAUUGGCCACACUUAGUGCGCGUAUUACCUCCAGAUAUAAUAUUUUUAGCUGAUCUUGAACAGUCGAUUAUGGGAGUUAGUAGUUCAAUCGGUCCUCUUUUUGUUGGUAAUGGGACUGCCGAGAUGAGACUGGUAGGUGCCCUCAGGGAAAUUCUUGCUGGCGGUCAUUUGGGGUAUGAUGAAGUUCAGGGUGUUUUGAGAGAUGUUCUUCCACUAAGUUCCGAAGACAAGAAAACAGCAGCUGCAAGUGAGUCGCUGCUUGCAGCAUUUUUGAUAGGCCAACGCAUGAACAGGGAAACAGAUCGCGAGCUAAAAGCAUACUGCCUUGCAUUUGAUGAUGAACGUGGUCCAGCGCCAGUUGCUGACAUAAGAUCUCUGACCCAUUAUGAUGGUAAUACGCGAUUUUUCAGGAGUACACUUUUUGUUGCUGCAGUUAGAUCCUGCUAUGGUGAAUCUUGCUUGCUUCAUGGUGUGGACUGGAUGCCGCCUAAGGGCAGCAUUACGGAAGAGCAAAUGCUGAAGUUCGUGGGUGCAAACACACAAUUAAACUCAUUGCAGGCAAAAGAGCUACGUCCCCCACCAAUGAUUUUUGAUGAAGAUGUUGGUUUUGCUUACAUUAGUCAACGAGAAGCACAACCUUCUCUCUAUUCGUUGAUUGAGUUGAGAGAACAUAUAAAGAAACGCCCACCAUUGGCAACAACUGAAAAAGUUCAGCAACUUGUGAGGGCUAAGGGUAAGGAAGCUAUUGUUGCUGGAUUUUACCAUGGAGGUUAUGAGGAGUCACUUCUGAUGCUAAUGAGAAGAAGAGGAAUCCACUCUGUCUUGGUUGUGAAGGUAUUAAAAUUCAUACUUAUAAGUUAUAUCACUCUCAAAGUUGAGGGUAAAGAUCUGAGUUGGGCAUUAAUGUAUUUUCCGGCCAUUAGCCAUUUGAUUUAAAUGUAGAGUAGCAUAAAUGCAGCAAUUAUAAGGUGAAUUAUCAAAGAAAAGAACAACCAGCACCCUUUUAUUCAUUAUUAAGACACCGAAUUCUCCAAA